Messenger RNA from Schistocerca gregaria, 1418 nucleotides. Its product is annotated as glutamate receptor ionotropic, NMDA 3B-like. Lineage: Eukaryota; Metazoa; Arthropoda; Insecta; Orthoptera; Acrididae. The record is from RefSeq and is a predicted model, not a curated record. Gene Ontology annotation, molecular function: ligand-gated monoatomic ion channel activity. The coding region runs from base 340 to 1332 and encodes 330 amino acids. The transcript is spliced from 6 exons. Gene Ontology annotation, cellular component: membrane.
AAAGGAGUUUACACUGUUACCGUUUUGUGGUUUUCCCAGCACACAUGGAAUCUUUAGCAGUCGAUUCACUGUCCACGUUACAAGUGUCUUCGAUUAUGAGACAUCUAUCCGAUUAGAAAAUGAAGAAUGAAAUUGCUGCGAGUGAAGCGACUAGCAAUGACAUUUUGUAUUCUUGCUUGUCACAAAUAUUUGGCCGUGUUUUUGGAAUAUGUCGCAACUUCCGAGGAUGUGGUGAGACAGGAGUCUAAGAAUACAGCUUAAACUGCUGUAUAUUUCAGUUCGUUUUCCAGUAUCACAGAGGACAUCAAUAUUUACUUUGCAUCAAUAUGGACAACGCUGAUGCAACAGAAAAAUUUUACGUCCAACUUCAUCGACAUGGAGAGUAGCGGCCACCAGGCGAUCAACGGCUCGUGGACGGGAGUGAUGGGGGCGCUCACCACCGGCGCCGCCGACGUCAGCGCGACGCUCUCCUACAUGAGCUCGCAGCGCGCGCACUCCGUCCGCUUCAUCUACCCCCUGUUCUCCACCAAGUUUGUGGCGGUGGUGCAGCAGCCGCGCUCGGCCGCGGGCUGGCGCCUGUACGGGUCGCCGUUCGAGGCGCGCCUCUGGCUGGUGAUGGCGGUGAUGCUGGCCGCCGCCUCAGCCCUCAUGUACUUCACCGUCCGCACUGAUGCCCGACUCCAGCCGCACUCUCCUCACCGGCCCAACAUCGACGUCGUCGAUGCUAUGCUGCUGGUACUGGGAAUACUUUGUCAACAAGGGCUGAGCGGGCACGAGCUGCGGUCGGCCGCGUCUCGGCUGGCGGCGCUGUCGGUGCUGGUGCCGGCCGUCGUGCUGAGCGCCGCCUUCUCGGCCAAGCUGGUCUCCUCGCUGGCCGUGCGCCGCGUCGAGAGCGCCUUCUCCAACGUCGACGAGAUGCAGCGGCUGGGCCGCUUCCGCUUCGCCGUUAUCGAGCACUCCGCCGCUCACGUCAUAUUCCUGACGUCUAGCGACGAGACGCUGCGCGCCAUCUACUGGUCGCCGCUGCUGGUGCUGCCGUCGCGCGCCGCUGCCCUGCACUGGGUGUGCUCCGACUCGAGCAACGUGCUCGUCGACGGCGGCUCCUACCUCUCCGGUCACCUCGGCGACAUCGCCUGCACGCUGAUGGCCGUGCCGCUGGACAUGCCCGGCAUCACCAUCACUGCCGCCGCCGCCCCAAACAGCUCCUACGGCGACUUCUUCAACUACGUGUACGCCAUGUCACUUCUCACUCACACCUCACCUUUUGGACAAAAGGCGCUCCGCAUUUUAACUGCAGCAAUAAUGUUCCAGCUCUCUACAGUUCGAAAGUAGCUCCGACUUGUACUUAAGGCAGACAGGAUAGAGACAAUCCUCUAAGCACUAUGUGGUAAAGUUGCAACUAAUGUGGCUCUGACAGA